UUGACACUUCACAUGUUUAGCCAUCGACUCUGGCUUGAAUGGCAGACAGUGACACUUACGUGCACUUCAAGGCAGCAACAUGUGGCACAUGCGUUGGCCACCAAUUGCGACGCCGUGCAAAGCAGAAGGAGGAAGUUGACCGGACAACGUCUGCGUUCCAAGCUUGCAUUGGCCGCUGCUCUGGCAGUGCCGGCUCGACGGAGAAGGGACGAAGGACAUGUGUGGCAAGCAGCCACUGGCCAGGACACGAAAACUGCAGUGGCUCUUGAAACACUUGAUGAGAAGAUCAGUGAGCUGAGAUUCGGUGCAAUGGAUCCGUUUAUGAUGAAUUGGAUAGGCGCUAAACUACGAUCGAGUUUCCCUGAAGUACAUUUUUCUGGAGUGCUGUUGACAUCUGAGGCUGGAAGCUGUGGCCCUGACCAGCUGACGUUCCUUCAAGAGCUUCUCAAUGGCGAGGAGGUCGACUUUGUGGUCCUCCCAGCCAAAGAUGUUGCUCUGUCUCUGCCCAGUGACCUCACUGCUGCAGCAAUACUCAGAGAGGAUGCCCGGGAUGCUUUGGUGGUGAGACCAGGCAUUUCACCUGUCGCAUCCCUUUCAGACUUGCCUCCAGGAAGCACAGUUUGUGUGUCCUGUGCCCGGCGUAGUCUGCAUAUAUCCACAAGGUUUCCUUCGCUGAAGGUUGAAGAGUGUACUGCAUCUUCACAGUCCAAGCUUCGCCGCUUGUACAGUCAAGAUUAUGACGCAGUAAUUGGCGCUGUAGCUGGCUUGCAGAGGACAGGCCUAAAAGAGGCUUUACCUCUCGACGUGGGUGAAGUCAUGCCAGCUCUUUGUCAAGGCGCUGUAACUAUGCUGUGCCGAAGCAAAGAUGAGGACAUGGUUUCACUGUUGGCCAACUGCGACGACAGAUCAGCCAGAGUCUGUGUGGCUGCAGAACGUGAUCUUUUGAGACAACUUGGCAGGUUGCCGCAGGGGACUGCUGUAGGAGGUUUGGCUCAACUUCUUGGGCCUGACCAGCAUUUGCUGCUACGAAGUGCAAUGGUCUUUUCAGAUGCAGAUCCACAGUCACCUCCGCGAAUGUUCGAGGUUGAAAUGGAGGGCCCUGGCGAAGAUUGGCAGGACAUGGCGCAGAGAAUGGCCAAAGCACUUCUGGCCGAUCUCAAUGCCUCCGUUGACUUUCCUCUCGACGACCGACACGAAGCUCAAGGCAGAAUCAAAAGUACCGCAGUGACGGAUGACGCGGAGGAGGAGGAGGAAGCAGCUGACUACAGUGCUGUGAACGGUCAGGAGGCCUUGCCUUCCCGUGGCCCAGCACGCCUUGCAGUGAGCGAGAUUGAUGGAACUGGAAGAACACCAUACGUGGGUCAUGUUUGCGGGAUGUUGUCCAAAGGCCGAGGACUAUUGGUUGACAUCAAUUGCGAAGUCCCUGCGUUUUGGUAUCCGGAACACGUGUCCUCCUCCUCUUCUACACCCCCUUCGCUUUCUCAAGACCAAGAGGAGCUGGGGCCUCUUGCUAGUGAUGUCGAGGUAUUAUACUACACCCUCGGUUUGCUCAGCUUGCAUAACGCAGAAGAGGUAUACUGCUGUGCAAAGCAUGCAUGUUAUCUUCGUGUGGUGUCAGAGCCUCCUGUUCGGUUGAAAGUCCGUCGCGGCAUUCCACGUCUGAAGCUUGACGAGUUGAGACCAGGGCAGGGACCAUGGCGCGCAGUUGUGAUCUCCUCUGGUUAUGAUGGCACGUUGGUGGACUUCAAUUGUGAGCUCCCCGGUCUACUCAAAUCGGACCGACGUCACAUACGAGGAGAAGAAGUUCGAGUGUACUGCUUCCGGGUGGACAAGAGAACGCAGACCUGUGUGGUCAGCACAGCAAAGGAACCUGCGAAGGUUGAUGAAAGAAGGAAGUUGAGUGACUUGGCACUGGACGACAACUCCGUGGCUGUACGUGGAACUGUCUUAAAUGUGACCGGGAAUGGUGUCUUCGUGGAUGUGAACUGUGAGGUCAGAGGAUAUCUAUCCCCAAUGGACAUUGACCUGAACGCGUGCAACGUGUUGUCCAAAGGAUUUGAGGUCAUGGUGUACAUUAAGUCGGUGAAUUUCGAUAAGAGACAAGUGCGGUUGACAAUGUUUCGGCCGGGUGAACCUGUGAGGGUUCUUGGCGAGGUAAAGUGGGGAUGAUGUGGGCAGAGGGAAUGCUCCAAAGCGGGGUUGCUGUGGGUGCCUGAACACAGCUCUAUUUUUGUUUUCCC
Molecule: messenger RNA, 2240 nt
Organism: Durusdinium trenchii
Lineage: Eukaryota; Dinophyceae; Suessiales; Symbiodiniaceae
Source: the annotation of a GenBank genome assembly